GUGGAAACGGAAAACUGAUCUUGUCCAGAUCUAUGUUUUACCGAAACGCUAUUGGAGUGUCGGCCCAAGAUCAAGAAAUUUUAAGUGUGAAAAGGGGGAGGUACAACUUUUGUGAACCAUCGGCAGGUGCCCAUCAGCGGCGUUAGCCUUUAAAGUAUAGAUACAGGUACUUAAUGUCCUUCAUAGACCUGUGAGUCCUGUGCGUGUUCAUUAAAAAGCCCGAGAGAAUGGAACCAACGUCAGUGACUUCGUCAGGAAACAAUUUCAACAUCAGUGAUCUUACUGAUGAUGAACAAAAACUGUUGAAGAGUAUACAAGAGAAGAAACAUCUGCUCCUCUUAGAAAUUCAGGAGCUGAAAAGAGAGAUUGAGGAAGUCACAAAUGAAUUGGAAGGAAUCGACAUAGGAGAUGAAAAGGUAUCGAGUACCUGAUUGAGCAUGGCCUGCUGCAGAACACAGCCGAGGACGUGGCACGCUUCCUGUUCCAGGGUGAAGGGCUCAACAAGACGGCCAUUGGGGAUUAUCUGGGGGAGAGAAAUGAUUUCAAUGUUGCAGUCUUGAAGGCCUUUGUGAAUCUUCAUGAGUUCACCGACAUGAUUCUUGUCCAGGCUCUGAGACAAUUCUUAUGGAGCUUCCGCCUGCCCGGUGAAGCACAGAAGAUUGACAGGAUGAUGGAAUGUUUUGCAGAGCGCUACUGCUCUCUCAACUCCGGUGUCUUCGUCAACACAGACACAUGCUAUGUGCUGUCGUUUGCCAUCAUCAUGCUGAACACAAGCCUGCACAACCCCAGUGUGAAGGACAAACCCACCACAGAGAGGUUCAUCCAGAUGAACCGGGGCAUCAACGACGGAGGCAACCUACCGGAGGAGUUGCUCACUAAUCUGUACGAUAACAUCAAGAAAGAACCGUUUAAAAUACCGGAGGACGAUGGCAAUGAUUUGAUGCACACUUUCUUCAAUCCCGUGAAGGAGGGCUGGCUCAUGAAGCAAGGUGGCAGAGUGAAGAGCUGGAAGCGCCGCUGGUUCAUCCUGAACGACAACUGCCUGUACUACUUUCAAUAUACUACGGACAAAGAGCCAAAGGGUAUCAUACCUCUAGAGAACAUACAAGUGCGAGAGGUGUCCAAUGAGAAGACAAAACCCAACUGCUUUGAACUUUUCUCAGCUGGGAGUUCAGAGAUUAUCAAAGCCUGCAAAGUUGACUCGGACGGAAAGGUGGUGGAAGGUCGCCACAAUGUGUACCGCAUGGCAGCUGCCUCAGUGGAGGAGAAGGAUGAAUGGAUCAACAGCGUGAGGGCGAGUAUAAAUGACAACCCGUUUUACGACAUGUUGGCCGCCAGACGGAAAAAUGCCACAGGGUCUUCAGGCAGAGCGAGGUAAAAAAGAGUGGAAAAACAAGCACCUGUGACUGGAGACAAGGGGAAAACAUAAAGACAACAGUCUGUUGCUGGUGCAUACUCUGAUCAGGAAGAUGGGAACGAAAGAUAGGAGAA
Molecule: messenger RNA, 1491 nt
Organism: Aplysia californica (California sea hare)
Lineage: Eukaryota; Metazoa; Mollusca; Gastropoda; Aplysiida; Aplysiidae
Product: cytohesin-1
Biological process (GO): regulation of ARF protein signal transduction
Molecular function (GO): guanyl-nucleotide exchange factor activity
Source: RefSeq, a predicted model, not a curated record